AUGGAUAAUUCAAAUAAACCCAUAACAUUCAUACCAAUAAUAUCAUUGCUAAGAAUAUUUUAUCUACCAGUUUCAUAUGUUGUUAUUUUAUUAUUGGAUUAUUCUAAAAACAUUAAAGCAGUUGAAAAAUUUAAUGAUUUUUUAGAUCACUUUAAAACACUUGGAUUCGCUGCAGUAAGUUUAUUCAUCAUAUUAGGAUAUUUUUUAUCAAAUAGACUAUCAUAUAUUUUUAGUUCAGUUUUUCUUGGAUUAUUUCUUGCGGAAAUAAUGACUUUUAUUAAAACUUGUGUAAAAAGUUUUUAA
Hepatospora eriocheir is the source of this 303-nucleotide messenger RNA. The record is from the annotation of a GenBank genome assembly. NCBI's taxonomy places the organism in Eukaryota, Fungi, Microsporidia, Hepatosporidae.